CAGCCCUCUCGAGACCGGGUCCCUCGCUUGCCCCACGCCAGUCGAGCGCUGUCUGGCGGGGAGAGCGGUCACGUACGCCCGCGUGCACUCUCGCUGGCAACUGUUGCCGAGAUUUGGUAUGGUUUCCAUUCUAGCGAAGUGAAAAGCGACCUUCGAUUGCCGAGAAGGAAGAUAUCAGCCUUUCCUUUCUCUGCGUGAGUCUUCCUCCUCUCUGCUCUGGAACGGCUUCACUGCUCGCCACGUCGCUGCAACAUGGUCCUUGUUGAAGGCCCUUUUGGGGUGCCGCCUUUAGGGAGUAGCGCUGUCGCCCUGGGCCCCGCGAGCGACUGGGAGCAGGAGCAGGAGCGGGAGCAGGUGGCGAGGACCCAAUUCAUCGCGUAUGGCGUGGUCGCGCCCAUCACGGUCGCCGUGGGCAUCGUCGGCAAUCUCCUCACCAUCGCCCUCCUUCGCCAGCCGCAGUUCAGAGGGGUGACAUUCACCUACUUCCUAGUGCUUGCUCUGAGUGACCUGCUCUCCCUCUGCAUGGUCGUGUCCAUGAUAGUGAAUUACCAGCAAGAGGAGACGCGUUUCUUCUCCACGGCCGUGUGGUACGCGCACUUCGCGCUGUUUAUGAUCAACGUGCCCAUGAGCGUCUCCGUGCUGGUCGUGGUGUGCAUCACAGUGGACCGCUUCUACUCGGUGUGUCGCCCCACGCACUUCGCGGCCAUUCACACGGAACGCUGUGCUAGGCUAGCCAUCGCAGGCUCAGUUGCCUUUGCAGUCCUGGUGUGGCUGCCCAUGUGCUUCCUCAUGCACCCGGUGGAGUGCGUCGAGCCUUCGUGCAGUCCCCCCGAUAACCGGACGUGGUGGGCGGUGCGCUUCAACUCAGAGCUUUUCCCCGAGGACUGGUAUCGCCCAUACGCGUGGGUGAGGCAGGUCUUGCUUUCCUUCAUACCCAUCAUCCUUCUGGUCGUCCUCAACGCCCUCACCUUGAGAGGCUUUCUGCGGCUGCGGACCAGGAGGAACGAGAUGGCCAGGAGCUCCGCAAGCGGCAGCCUGCAGCUCACAGUCUCGCCCAAUGCGGAGGGAAGGCACCGCAAGGAGCAGCACAUCAUCCCGCUGCUGGUGGCCGUCAUGAUCACAUUCAGCGCGACCAUGCUGCCCUCGGGGAUAGUCGACGCAAUGCAUACGGACGACCCUGAGGAUGAGGCGACGUACGAGGUCUUCAGAGCCGUGGGAAAUAAUCUCGAAAUCCUCAGCCAUGCACUCAAUUUCUACAUGUAUAUCCUGUGCAGUAGGACCGUCAGAGUGGCGCUGAAGAACAUCUGUCGGCGCCGCCGGCAGGUCUCCCUCGCCAGAGCCUCCGUGUCAAGGGUGUUGAUUGCGGUCCAACAACUGGCCAAGAGUCACGGGAGAGGAAAGACGUCCUCCACCGAGCCCACAGGUACCGUAGGAUUUGCUGACACCGAAGAGGGGAGGCGGCGAGAGAAUGAGACUCCUCAGGCUGUUGCUGCAGAGACAGCGUCAGAGAGAAACCUGGCACGGACAGUGUGAUUAUGGGAGGACAUCUUUCAGUAGGAAGAACAUCGCAAGCAGUGAGGUAGAUCGUACGGAGCGCUUCGCAGGCAUCAGAGCCGCCCUAGGAGUUCACAUCCCCUCAGACAAUGGAGCCGGAUCCCCAUGCUUAUGACGCAGAGGGAGUGAAGGCAGGAAACAGAUCCUCCUUGAUCCUUGGCUAGGACGCCCUCGAGCGCCACAGUGGCAGCUUUCCUCGUUUCCAAACUAAUCCCGGGAAUUCGUCUUGGUGAACGCUGGCAACGUCUGUCUCCUUUCUAUUUAAAGCGGUCAACGUGAACAGGUAGCAGUGCGAGAAACAGUGAUACAGAUACAUAGGCACACAUGGGUGUAUGUGCAUAACUGACUAUAUGUACACUAUCAUGCUGCUUUAAUGUAAAAUAU
Molecule: messenger RNA, 1938 nt
Organism: Penaeus monodon (black tiger shrimp)
Lineage: Eukaryota; Metazoa; Arthropoda; Malacostraca; Decapoda; Penaeidae
Product: probable G-protein coupled receptor AH9.1
Exons: 4
Coding region: 253-1533 (426 amino acids)
Biological process (GO): G protein-coupled receptor signaling pathway
Cellular component (GO): membrane
Molecular function (GO): G protein-coupled receptor activity
Source: RefSeq, a predicted model, not a curated record